Messenger RNA from Rhodotorula toruloides NP11, 888 nucleotides. Its product is annotated as CDP-diacylglycerol-glycerol-3-phosphate 3-phosphatidyltransferase. Bases 1 to 888 code for a protein of 295 amino acids. Gene Ontology annotation, cellular component: signal recognition particle, endoplasmic reticulum targeting. NCBI's taxonomy places the organism in Eukaryota, Fungi, Basidiomycota, Microbotryomycetes, Sporidiobolales, Sporidiobolaceae. Gene Ontology annotation, biological process: SRP-dependent cotranslational protein targeting to membrane. Gene Ontology annotation, molecular function: protein binding; 7S RNA binding; ribosome binding. The record is from RefSeq and is a predicted model, not a curated record. The transcript is spliced from 4 exons.
AUGUCCCAGGCCAAGCUGUACCACACGCUGCACGAUCAGAUCGCACUCCAGCACUACCCACAGGCUCUGCGCACCGUCUCGAAGCUCCUCCGCAUCGACCCAUCCGACCCGCUCGCACUCCAGACCCGCUCCCAGCUCCUCAUCGCCCUCGACUCGUACGCAGACGCCCUCCGCUCACCCGCCUCACAGGGGACUUCGCGACUCGCGCGAGCGUACUGCUUGUAUAAGCUUGGGCGAGUGGACGAAGCGAGGACCGAGCUUGAUGCGCUGGAAGAGGAGGACGAGGGCGCUAGCGACGAGGAGGAUCGCGCAAGGGAGGUUUUGAGGGCUCAGCUGCUCUACCGCCUGGGGGAGUUCGAGCAGGCUCGCGACCUCUUCGACGACCUCGCUUCCACCGCCGAGCAGGACUCCCCCGAGCUCCCCGACCUGCAGUCGAACCUGUCCGCCUCGACCUCCCAACUCGACUUCCUCUCCUCCGUCCCCUCGCUCAUCUCCUCCACCUCGUCCCUUUCAAUCGAAGACCUCGAGUCCCGUCCCCUUUCUCUCAUUCUCCCCUCCUCCUCCUCUCGCACACACGCCGCCCCUUCGACCCGCCCAACACCCUCAACCCGCCCGCGCCCUCCUCGCGGCUCGCUCUCCCUCUCACCCACUCUCCUCUCUCGCCCUCCUCCGCCCUCCGACCGGUGGAUCCCAAUCCGCCAGCGCCCUUCAAUGCGCGACGCGCUGAUGCAGCAGAAGGAGAAGAUGCGUGGGAAGAAGAGGGAGAGGCAUUUGGCGAGUCAGGGGACGCAGGGGGCUGUGGGGGAGGAGGAGGGGCUGAAGGUGCAGGUUGGAGCGGGGCAGAAGACGGGUGGCGGGAGCGGGAAGAAGAAGAAGGGGAAGAAGUGA